AUGGAUCGUCUGUACCGCACCACUGUCGAGCCGGUGCUCCUGCGAGAGCGCCAGCAGUGCGGCGAAGGGGCAGAGGUGGCAGAUCUUGCGAGCGUGCUCCAUCGUGCGCCGAAGCUGGACUUCCACUGCCACCUUAACGGCAGUGUGUCGGCAUCGCUGCUGGCGCACCUGGAGCGGCUUCUCAUUCACGGCGGUGCCCCGGUGAGCGGGGCGGAUGGGGACAGCGGCAAGGCCGGCGAUGACGAGGCGGGUCACAUCCUCUUCUUCAACUCUCAAGAGAAGCGAAGGCAGAACGUGCUCACAGUGACGCCGGCGGACAGCACCGACAGGGCGGCGGCGGCGACGCCAACUGAGCGGAUGCAUUACUGCUUCACCGUCUUCGAUGCUAUCUACAAGGUCAUGACGAACCUCGCGUUCACCCGACUGGCCGUGCAGGACAUGCUCUUCACCAGCGCCGAGGAGAACAUCAUUGUGAUGGAGAUUCGGACGUCGAUGAGGGACGGGCUACGGCGCACCUUCCGACGCGACGCGGCAGACGAGGAGGUUACGAAGCAGAUGUACGUGGACACGGUCAUUGAAACCGUCGAGCACAUACUCUCCGGUGGUUUGGUCGACUUCUCGACGGGUGAGCUGCUGACCGCCGGGGCAUCGGCGCAGGUGUUGGCGUGGGGUGAGGCCUCUGUGACGCAAAAUGGCGCAGCGGAAGACGAGGCCGGUGAAGAGGCGGCCGCGGCGCAAUGGUGGCAGCUGUACGAGCGCGUCUACUGCAGCCUCCUGCAGCCGCCAUAUGAGUCGUCACGCGUUCAAGAACGCCGCCGGUACUUUCUCGAGCAUAUCUUUAGGAACGUGACGGAGCGCAUGCAUGUGCGCCUGCUGCUCUCCGUCAACCGUGGCGCUACCGCAGCAGCCGCCUGGGAAGCCGCGCAGCUCACCACGAAGACGCAGCAGCGGCAGAUCAUGGAGUUCCACUCGUGGUGCACGGCCCACAUGCGGGUGUGCAACGGCGAGGAGGCGAGGCGCGGCACAGCCGCCAACAAUUCGCCGUCCCCGGGCUCGCCAACCGGCGCGACCACCUCCUCUUGCCUGCAUCGCCGGCUCCGCCAGACGUGCUGGGUCACCGGCAUGGACCUCUCUGGCAACUGCUACAAGGGCAAGUACGCGGAACUGGAGCCGGCACUGGCUGCCGCGCGCAGGGGAGAGGUAGAAGAGCAGGACAGCAGCACCAUACGCGUCACCGCCUCCAUCACGAUUCACGCAGGGGAGAAGCAGGACCCGCAGGAGCUGCACGAAAUGUUGCUGUUCGCGCCAGAGCGCUGGGGCCACCUCGUCUUCACGGACCCCGCGAACUUGUCUGUCAUUCUCGCGGCGCAGCAAGGGAUUGAGCUGUGCCUCACGAGCAAUAUGCUGACGGGAGGCCACUCUCACGUUGUGGACCACCACCUCGGGAACCUCCUGCAGCUUUGGGAGUCCAUGCCAGAGAGCCGUCGGCGCUGUGGCAGCGACGCAGAGGGCGGGAGCGCGUGUCCGUGCUACGCGGCCACAGAGGCGGUCCGUCUUGCCCAUCGGCAGGCACGCGCGAUGCGUCGGUGUGGCCAUCUUACGGCCGUGGUUGAGCCAUCGGGGGUAACGGAUGCUGCCAGCAGCGAUACAGCGAGCACGUAUGUGUUGCCGAGCAUCUCCCUCCACACGGAUGACCGAGGUGUCUUCGGCACUACACUGUCCAAGGAGUUGCUCUUGGCCGCUCAGCACCCCGCCAUCGGACAGCUCUGCAGCCGGCUGACGGCGAACGCGGCGGGUGUGACCAACGGCGAUGCAGCGACAGAGACGCCGUCCACAGCGGCCCUGGCGCACUUCUUCUGGUUGUUUGAGCGUCUGUCCUUGACACAGCUCUUUGAGCUGCCGUUGCCGGUACAGCUGCUCGCAGCCGCCCUCUAUGAGCACUACUCGUGUGCGUCCGAGUCGGUCGCCGCGCAUGAAGGCUGUGUGCUCAACGUGCUACAGGGAGCGGAGGCGGGCGACUGGCGCGACUGGCCGUCGUUCGUGCGUGUGUGCAACAGCGUUGCUGCCUCACCGGUAGAGGCAACGGCGACACCGCUGCCAGCGCGGCUCAGUCGGUGGGAAUGGGCGUGGCUUACCAAGUGCUUUGACUGCUACUACGACUAG
Molecule: messenger RNA, 2163 nt
Organism: Leishmania mexicana MHOM/GT/2001/U1103
Lineage: Eukaryota; Euglenozoa; Kinetoplastea; Trypanosomatida; Trypanosomatidae
Exons: 1
Coding region: 1-2163 (720 amino acids)
Biological process (GO): inosine biosynthetic process; adenosine catabolic process
Molecular function (GO): adenosine deaminase activity
Source: RefSeq, a predicted model, not a curated record